Meloidogyne enterolobii is the source of this 447-nucleotide messenger RNA. NCBI's taxonomy places the organism in Eukaryota, Metazoa, Nematoda, Chromadorea, Rhabditida, Meloidogynidae. The record is from the annotation of a GenBank genome assembly.
UGAAAAGCCUAAAAAAUUUUUUUUCGUCUAUCUUUCGCGAAUAAGGAGGGGGUGGUGGUGGGUGAUUGACAGUUUUUUUCAUUAUUUUUCUCUUAAAUGGUGUGUCCCCAAAAACACCAAAAAGUAAUCGUUUAAUAUAUUUAGCUCUAAUUUUUAUUUUUUUUUAUUUUUCUUAUAUUUGUAAUAGUGUAGUGUGUGUGUGUAUAUUUUUAAACAAUUCUUUUUAAAAGGAAUGAAGGUUUUUUUCGCCUUUUAGGAAUGUUUGAUAGUGUUUUUAAAGUGGUAAGGCGGGAAAAGUCAUUCCCCCCUUCAACUUCCCGGCGCAGUCAUUUUCUAAAGAGAGUAAGGCAAUCAUUUGCGCCUAAAAAAGCUCAAAAAAAAUUUUAUACUUUUCUUCCCACAUUUUUAUGCUUUUGUGAUCGAUUCAUCAUUCUAGCAGUUAACUAG